Molecule: messenger RNA, 3392 nt
Organism: Thrips palmi
Lineage: Eukaryota; Metazoa; Arthropoda; Insecta; Thysanoptera; Thripidae
Product: scavenger receptor class B member 1-like
Exons: 11
Coding region: 1-1806 (601 amino acids)
Cellular component (GO): membrane; cytoplasm
Molecular function (GO): scavenger receptor activity
Source: RefSeq, a predicted model, not a curated record
AUGACCAGGCUCGUCAUCGACGUGGGCUGCUCGUCGUCCGCGUCGUCCGCCUCCAGCGACGUGGUCUCCUCGGACGGCCUGUCCAGCGCCGGCGACUGCCGCUCCUUGGCGCGCGACGCGCGCGACGCUCGCCGUCGGCCCGGCCCGGGUGCCUCAGCCUGCAUCGGCAGCGCGGACAAGGUGACGUGGGCCCUCCUGCUGGCGGGAUGCCUGUGCCUCUUCCUCGGCGUCGUCACCACCGUCUUCACGCCCUACGACAUGCUGAUGCGGGAGCGGCUGAAGAUGCAACCCGGGCUGCCGGCGUUCGAGUGGUGGGCCACGCCCCCCGACGAAGUGCUGCUCCGCGUCUACGUCUUCAACGUCACCAACCAGCACGACUUCGAGAGUGGCCGCACCAACAAGCUGCACAUGCAGGAAGUGGGGCCCUUCAUCUUCAGGGAAAAGCUGGCGCACACCAACGCCACGUUCCACGAGAACGGCACCAUGACGUACACGGCGGUGCGGACGGCCAUCUUCCUGCCGGAGAUGAACACCCUCAGCCUCAACGACACCAUCACCGUGCCCAACCUGGCCGUCCUGGGGAUGGCGUCGUACCUGCACGACGCGUCCUUCCUCACCAAGAUGGGCUUCAGCCUGAUCCUGCAGCGCCUCGACUCGCAGCCCCUCAUGAACAUCUCCGUGUACGACUACAUGUGGAACCUGACGGACCCCCUGGUGCACGUGACGCGCCGCCUGGUGCCCCACCUCGUGCCCGUCGAGAACAUGGGCAUCUUGAGCAGGAUCUACGACGACUUCACGGACGAGGUGUCCGUGUUCAUCGGGCCGGAGAACGAGUACCGCUUCUUCCAGAUGGACCGCUUCCACGGCAACCGGAACCUGGGGUGGUGGUCGGCGGACCGCUGCGACUCGGUGUACGGCGGCACGGAGGGCGUCUCCUACCACCAGGGCGUGCACAAGGACCACGAGCUGCGCUACUUCCGUAAAACGCUGUGCCGCGUCACCCCGCUGUACUACGCUCGGGAGGAGCACCGCCUCGGCAUGUCGGCGAUGCGCUUCGAGCUGCCCGAUGACGUGUACGACCGGCCGGAGAACGCCACGUCGGAGACGGACUGCUUCACCAGGCCGGGGAAGGAACCGCUGCCGGCCGGCCUCACGGACCUUGCGCCCUGCUACUUCGACUUCCCCAUCGCCGCGUCCAUGCCGCACUUCUACAGCUCGCCGCACCUGCACGAGCUCGUGGGCGGCAUGCAGCCCAACCGCAGCAAGCACCACUCCUACGUGAUCGUGGAGCCGACGACGGGCGUCCCCAUGAACGCCGCGGCGCGCAGCCAGUCCAACCUCAUCGUGCACGACGUGAGCGGUAUCACCAAGGUGGCGCGCUUCUCCAACCAGGUCAUCCCCAUGUUCUGGGCGGAGUAUAACCAAGUGGGCCUGCCGUGGUACAUCCAGGCCACCAUGUACUUCACCGUCAUGAUCCUGCCCUGGUCGCAGCGCCUGUGCACGGCGGCCAUGAUGCUGGCGGGGCUCCUGAUGGUGGCGCUGGCGGUGCGGCGGUGGUCGCGGAGCUACCGGGCGGCGAGGAAGCGACUACUGCGCCGAGGCCUCCGCGCCGUGCACUCGUCCAAGGCGCCGCCGCUGUCCUCGUACAGCUCGCUGGACCUGCUGCCGGCCUCGUCGUCGGGGUCCUCGACGGGCGCGUCGCCCUCCACGGCCUCGUCCGCGGCUUCGACGAGCGGCUCCACCGCGGAGACGCCCUUGUCGUCCAGCAAGUCGUCGUCCACGGAGCAGGUGGCGGCCCUCAGCUAAAGCAGGAAGGAGCUAUUCUAUUUUCAAAGUCGUAAUUUAUUUUUCCUAGAUUGUUUUCUAUUUUUGUUUGCGGGGCGCGGUGAGUCCCAAAGUUUAGCUAAAUGGCGCCCCGCGAACGUGAUCGUGUGAAUUGUGAUGGAUCUAGGACCAAAGUUCCUUUUUGUGACGGCACUGCUGCACUGCAUCAGGCGAGGCCAGAGGCCGGAGCAGCUCGAGAGUGCCGUGCUCGCGGCGCCCCUCGCCCUGCAGCGCCCAAAACACGGGCUGGCUGUCAACGCCGUCACAAAGCCGGCGGAGUAGAAUAAGAAUUGUUGCCGAGUGUAGUCGCCCCGUUGGGGUGUCGAAGCUUGGCUAGUACUUAGAGGCUCUUUUUUGAAGACUGCGACCUGAAUGGCCUGGAAGAGUCCAGUGCCGUGUUUUUCUCGCCAAGACUGGUUUAGUUUUGAUCAAAAUCUCUGUUGUGCCGAUAUCAGCUUGAACCCAAUAUCCCACCAGAUUUUAGCAAUAAUGUAAUUUGUUUGUGGAAGCCGCGAGUCAGUUCUAGAUUUUGGUAGAUGUGUCCAUAACGUGUGGUUUUUACGAUGCGUUUCUGAUUGCGGAAGUAUCGUGCUUAAAUCUUUGCUUCCUGCUUGUCGUUCCUGGCCAAACCAACCGAAAAAACUAUAACAUUUUGCAACAUUCACACGGUACUUGAUAUUCUGAGUAAGUUCACCAAUUAUUAUUAUUUUGUUUCUGUGAACAGGGUGAAACAGGGUCUUAUGUAUCAUACGUAUAAGCUGUAUAAGCAAUGGUGUUAUUUAAGUCCGACCACGUCAUGGAUUUGACUGUCAAAUCGGGAAUACCAAGAAUGCCCAUUCUUUUAAUCAAAUCAAAGAUAUUGUAUAUAUAGAUUUAUAAGUUGGAAAGCGUUUACCGAGAGACACGUGUGGUAAGAUAAUAUGGGUCACUUACAUUGUUAAAGACUUUUUACUGUAGCUUUUUGUAGGCAUACGAGUUUGAGGAGGCAAGUAUGUCACAGGCACAAAAUUUUGCAUGGUUUUACCAGGCAGCCAUACCGAAAAAUGAAAUCUUUUGUCAAGCGUUAAUCUUUUCUUUUGUAAAAUACUAUGGGAGACGUUUGGCAUGCCCAUUCUUCCCCCUAGCGGCUGUCUGUAUGUUGGUCGGUGUUGGCUGUAACGUCUGUGCCACGAGUGAUAUUACGAUUUUGUUUAACGAAACUUAAGCAAUUUUAGGAAUUUUAUUUGUACAAGCGCAAACAUGGGGCUUCGAUUUGGCCCCGGGGGGUCCUUGUUGUUUCUUGUCGUGUUUUGUUAGAUAAUGAUUGAAAGGGUCGUAGUUGCUCGAUGUCGUGACGACGUUCUGAGAUGUAUGUACUUUGACUAUUUGUAUGUAUUGUUUUAAUGUUAACAAAGAGCAAGACCAAAACUAAUGGUACAAUGAAGGUGAUCUAGCUCAUUUGACAACCCUAAUAGUUUAGCGUAGGACGUAAUAAGUGUUAGGUGUAUUUUGUCUGUGAUUGUAAUUUUUACCGCCUCGAGGGUGACCUGUUCUUAUGUAAAAUAAACUCCAUUACAUAGCAAAUGUAA